Molecule: messenger RNA, 7750 nt
Organism: Toxorhynchites rutilus septentrionalis
Lineage: Eukaryota; Metazoa; Arthropoda; Insecta; Diptera; Culicidae
Gene: pxb
Exons: 5
Coding region: 1356-3392 (678 amino acids)
Source: RefSeq, a predicted model, not a curated record
UCGUUCGGGUAGGACGUAGUUGUGUUACUGGCAGGGAUUUUUGCACUGUUUGCUUCGCGCGUUCGGAAAAAUCGGAACCUCCCAAGUUUUCAUGGGGAGUAUGGCACGCAGUGCGGCAAAGAAAAAGUGCGGUGGUAGCGUAUAAUGUGAAAUUCCGCGUAUUUGAUUCGCAGGAUCGGGCUAAACGCUUGCAGCGGAUCUUGUUUUUAAAAGCUGUUGCAAAACUUGAAUCUUCCGGAGCAGCAGAGGCGCCACAAUGAGUUUAAACUGUCAUUUUUCACCCGCGCCAGAUAAGCGGCGGGAAUAAAUCACGUGCGAGUUUUUUUUUCUGUCGUUCCUGUACGGUGGUGUCCCCAUGAUUUCCACAACCGUGGGAAGAAGUGGAAACAAUCGGAGAUGAGAAAAUCAAAACAAUGAUUUGAAAAUUGUACCAAUUUGCGGGAAGUGCCCCAUCGCGUCCUUGUGGGUAACCGUGAGUUUGACAGUUGUCAACAACAGCAACAUUGUCGAGAGUGAUUGACGAUGGCAGUGUCAGCAAAGUUGAUCGCUGCUGAUACCGGGAUGAUGAAGAGCCUAUUGACGACGGUUGGUCACAACCAUCAGGUGUGCUGAAACGAGCGGCCGUUUUGCCACUACAUACUAAUCGGCCUCGCAGUGCUAAUGAGUUGUGGGUGUGGGUGCGUGCAUGUGCGGUUGUGAGCCAGUCUGGGCUAAUUUCCCUCGGCUUCAUACCAGAAGCGGGGGUGUCCGUGCUAUUCCGGGCUAUUGAUUUUCGUUCAUAUUGUCGGCUCUGAUUAAUGAUUGAUGGCUGCUGGCGCAGAGAAAAAGUUUCGACGGAGCGGAAAAAGUGGCAACUGAAAAGCCGCCGAAGAAGAUUUUUGAUCGAAGAUAUUCGACGAGUGAUUAGUUAGUGUGUGCGGGUGUUUGUGUGCCGCCUGUAUGAUCGACAACGAGGCGGAAGUUUUAUAAUUUCAGUUUGUGAAAAGUUGAGUUUGUUCUACGCUCUUUGUUUUCAUAAGUUUCAUUCAUUACGGCAGACGACGUGCGGAAGCAAUGUGAUUUAAGUUUUGUUUUUGUUUUGUUUUACCUCGUCGAAAGUUGGGAAAAAAGUCAGAAGGAAAUAAAUGAAUGCGAAGCAUUGCUUCAUGUGAAAAUCGUGAGUAUCGGUAGAAUUGUUGAUAGUUGGACGACCCGGAUGGGACCACGCUGAUCGGGUGCUGUUAUUGGAGCGAAACUAUUAAACACAAAGUGACAGUGCCAGUGUAAAUAUCUGCUAAAAACACAUCGAUCGCCGGCACGGUGGCUAAAUCCAGGAUAUCUUGCGUAGCGAAAGUCGAGCGGAGAGUUCGACUUUAAUGUGGGAAAUGGUGGAUCCCGAUCUAGAGUGUGGUAACGAAUGUGGCGGUCCCGGACCACCUCCGGAGUUUCUAAUCCCUCCACCGCCACGGCCUCCCUUCCUAGCCGAGCUGAGUAACUGCAACGAGGACGGACCAGUGGCGGCCAUGCUCGGACCGGGCAGUCCUUUCGCCGACGGGGACAUGUGCGAAGCGAUACCGAUCCUCGACGCGAGUUACCACAGCAGUCCAUCAUUCCAAACGUCCGCCAUGAUUGUGCUGUGUUCAGUGCUACUAUUGUUAGUCAUUUUUAUAUCAUCGUUACUAGUGUGGAAACACAAACGGAAAGUUCAGAACUUCCUACCCUGCAAGACGCCAACCCGUGGACCCUCCCAUCAUCUGGACGCAACAGGUGUCUCGGCUGCUCACUCGGUGACGUACGAGGAUCCCGACGUGCACUUAGGUCACCACCCGUUGGUGCUACGGCAUCAUCACCACCAUCAUCACCACAACAUGGAGCUCCAUCAUCCGAAGCAAAUUCACUAUCCCAGUGGUUACCCGAUGCCACGGUCACCACCGUUGUUUAUCUGCUCUUCGCCUGGACCCGACCCGUACCGAUCCAAUGACAAUGUGUACGAAGAGCUAGAGCAUCCUCGAGACACCGACUCGGAGCCACCGGUCCAGUCUGAUGACGAUUUUGCUGAAGAUGAGUUGAGCCUACCCGGUGACCGGUCAUUUCAUAAAUCAUCUUCGGAUGGGGGCACUACGGUGGCCACUAUAUACCAUGACCGUAGCGCCAGCAGCAAUGGGGGAACAAAUAGUGGAAACAACACCGACCAGUACAUGGAGCGUAGCCGAACCGAACGCAACUCACUGCUCUCCUCAUCGUCAUCCGGAAAUGACAAUAACCUGAGACAGAGUGCAGGAGCCAGUGGCAGCAACGGCAACGCCAGUAACGUUAACAAUAGAAACUCUAACUCUAGCACCGAAUGUACGAGUAGCGCGAGCGGAAACAAUAACAGCAAUAGCAAUAACAGUCACAGCAACAACAAUAAUGGAAACAACAAUAAUAGCACCAGCGCCGCAGGUUUGUUUCGUUCUAGAAAGCAACCAGCGACCCUAGGUGGCAGCGGUAGGGCCAAUAAGCAUUUUAACAAUCUUAACUCGCCAGCGGAGCCUGCGAGUGGGGUGGCAGUAAUCCCAACGUCGUACGAUGAGCGAGCAAUGAUGACGCUCCCACCUUCCUAUCAAGCCUCUGCCGCGGCCCCAAUUGGUGCAGGAAAUCCUAAUAAUUUGAAUCACAUCAACAAUAAUAGCUUCGUGAAUAGCAAUAGUCUGAAUAACAAUGGCGGUCGAAGCAAUUACUAUAGUACAAUUGACGACGAGUGCGAUCCUAUAGAGCGGCGGAAUCGAAUCAAUGCCCAGCUAUCCGCGUCUGCUGCAACCAUUCACAACGGAGGCCCUGGCGUUUCAACGAUAUUCCGUAACGGAAGACCCGCCUGUAUCGGUAACAGCAUGAACAACAACCAAAACCAUCACAAUCACCACUCCGCUGGUGUCGGCAACCGAUCCAGAACCAAUCCUCGGUCAUUGGAUCGGCGACGAUAUAUCCACAACAGCAAUAACAACAACAACAACAACAACAAUGCGACCAACGGUAGCAAUCUAGCGGUCAUAUCGCCACAAGACCCUACUCAGUAUAUCUACCACGAGCCUGUUUUUCACGAAGGCCUAAUCUACGAUGCAUGCCUAUCGUACAGCGAUCGAAGUAGCGGUGGAAGUGCUGGCCCACCGUACCCCUACAUCCUGCCACAGUUCACCACUUUCCGGAAUCAUGGCGCCGGUCAUGGUCACCAGCAGGCAAUCUACUCCAGGGACAGCAGCUUCGGAUCCGAUUCGGGCUACAGUCAGCAUACGCAGGCAUCCGGCCGCAGUGUUGGCUGGAGCAGGAAUCGAUCCACCCCGCAGCAGCAAAAUCAACCAUCGCACCAACAACAACAACAGCAACUGAAACAACAACCCAAACCAGAACCCCAGCAGGCCGUGGCAGAUUCUUGAGAAAAAGUUCCAAUGGCGACACUGGUUUCGCAGCUCGUAUACGGCAAGAUUCUGAUCUGAAGCUAUUGAGACCGGGACUCAAGUAAAACCUCCCGACCGCUGCCGUAAGCGUUAGGUUUAAGGAAAAGAAUGUGAUUUUAAUUUUAAAAAGUGGCAAAGACGUGGAAAACACGCCUAACUUAUUUAAAUUGACUAAAUCUAAGGCCCCCUAUCCCGUCAUCCUUUUUCAACCCCGAUGUAUAGGCUGAACAGUAGAUAAAAACUAUUCGCGACAUACCCCCAGAGAAAGACUGUUAACUAAGAUAAGUUUUACACAUUAAUUCCCCUUAUCUAUAGCAUACCGAGAUUGAACCCAAAUGAAAACGAUCGAGCUAUCAAAUUCAAAGUAUUGCUACUUUUAAGACUCAACUCUUACGUAGGAACAGACACUUUAAGCAAGUUGCGCUAAUCUUCUUCACAAAAAAUACAGUAUCUAGUAAUAGCGAGCAGAAAUAUUUCUAACACAAAACCAAUUGAAGCUAGUACUUAAUGAGAGAAUAAUUCGAUCGGUUUUCAAGAGCACAAAUAUGAAUCCUAGUUCGAAGAGUCAGUUCAUAUAUGGAAACAAAACGCAAACCCAUGUUUAAAGCAAGCAAAGAACACGUACUCCAGUGGUUGUAAUUUAACUUUUAAUCGAGGGAAAAAACAGACUGUAAAAAUUCGAAACCUUGCAAACGAUUCCAACUACUAAAGUAGCAAAGCAAAAUAAAACAAAAAGCAUUGAAUCCGUUCCAGUUUGACGGUUUCGCCAUGGGACACGCACACACACACACAAAACCACUCCAACUGAUCACCGAUUUGGCGAUCCAUCCGCAGGUGACGAACGCCGAAUUACAUUAUUUACUUCAACGAAGAAAAAACCACCAUUCGUAUAUACAGUGACUCGAACCCGAAUUCGUACACCACCGUGUAGAUCUCUUUUCACUACUUUUGAAAGUCGAAAACAAGCUUCCGGAACAUUCUAUCGACGAAUUUACGUUGGAUUUACAACCAGAUGGCGCAGCGAGUAAAAUGAUGAUGUUUUGUUUUUUGGUAUGAAAUUCGUUUAAUUUUGAUAGCAAAAAAUUUUCUUCAAAUUCCCCGGAAUAAAGUAUUCUUUCCACGCUGAAGUGGUUAGAAAAUCAUCAUUUCAAAAUGUGGUAUGUAUAUUGAGAAGAAUGGCGCGGUCUAUGUCUUGAAACUAUUUUUUUUCAACUAGGUAAACGAUGAGUAGCAUGUCGUAUCGUCCCCUACAUAAUCAAUGAUAUCAUCCAACUUAAUAUGAUAUCGAUUUCUUCGCAAUUAUCCACAGUAUUCAUAACCUGUAUGCAUUAUCAAACUUAAAACUUUCGAAGAUUAUCUAUGACAUUGGUCAAAUUGCAUGUUGAAACCAUCGUAAAUAUACAAAAUUCUAACUUUCUCACCAGUGACAUUUAAUGGUUGGAAUGAAUCUAUGUAGGAAUAAAAUAUAUACGACCGAAUCUCGCUUUUAAGUACGUAGAAUAAAUAAACAUAAUCACUUUGACGAAUGACUUUGUCAAUUGACGAAUCUACGCAAUGCUGCAUUAGCUCAUGCGACAUCCGCAGGGACCAACGUGAGUCAGACAAAAAGUCCAUCUUUGGUUCCCUAGCUCGGUCAGGGCUUAACGUUUUAAAUGAGAACGGAAGAACGGAAGAACUAGUGUAUACUCGACAGGAAGAGGCAGGGUUGUUUGAUGAAGUAUCAUUAAUGAAGCGCUGGGCGGUUUUACGGAAGUUGGCCGGAACCUCAACCAUGGCCGAUGAAAAGAUGUAUGUCGACGUGUUCUUUUACCUUUUCAUGGCUUUGAUGGUCGACUGUCUCUUCAUUUUGGCCAUUCGCCCAAAAUGUUUCUAUCGGGCGCAGCUGGGGAAUGUUGGGAGGGUUUGUGGUCUUCGCGACAAUGUUUAUCUCCAGCCGAUCCAUCCUCUAGUAAUCUUUUGGCAUAAUGGGCUGAUCCCAGGAUCGGCAUAAAGACCACAUCACCUUCCCAACUCCGGCAAGCACUUCGUACUAUAUAUUUCCCUGUUCACCAUAUGACUCGAAAGAAGAGCGGCUUGGACAUUCCCUUCUCGUCUGUCAGAGAAGGACCUUCUUCGAGAACUUGAUGUGAAUGAUAUAUUCGACGUCAUUCCAUUCGGUAAUUUGAAGAAAAUUGUAGAAUUUGAAUCGUGCUUGCCAGGCGUAAAUGCUCUGAUUGAACGAGUAAUUUUCGGGCGUAAACAAAAUCUAAACCACCGAAAAAUCACAACUGAGUGCCGAUACUUAGAAAGAAAUAAUACAGAUCAGUUUAGACUGGCUGAGCUAUGAUUUAUGUUCACAUAACGUAUAUACAUAACGUUUUGUUUUUUGUUUCCCGCGUUAGACCUCUGAAAGAACCAAUUCACCAAAAAAAGUAUUCGUUCAUUCUUUCACUUUAUAUAAUAGAUCAAAGCUCAUUCUAUGUUUAAAAAAGUGCAUUUAAUUAGUAAUGAAAAAAUCGGCAACUACUUUUCGAGCAACCCAAUAUUUAGAUAAUGGUAUGAAAAUCAUUUUAAAGUCUAAAUCUUUGGGACAUUUUACGAACAUAUUGUUAUUUUGGUGUGUGUAAAUGUAGUGGACAAAAAUAUCGGGAAGAAAGAAAAAAUCGUUUUUUUCAGUUUUUCUCACCCUUGCACAUUAAGUACAUAUCAUCUGAGCAAAAUUCUUACUUCCCGUUUGGUGGUCAUCAAAGCAACAUCGUUGCCGGCGAUCGUCGAGUAGGACUGAAUCUUCGUUUCUACUCGAGCUGUAGAUCCGGCAUUGCAAUCAACGCUUGUGACGCUUGUUAGGCGUUGGUUGAAAGGCGCUGGCGGAUCGAAAGGUUCUCUUCAUUUUUGUCCACUACGUCUACACACACCAAGAUAACAAUAUGUUCGUAAAAUAUUCCAAAGCUGAUGGUCUGAGCUUUAAAUAUCAUACCAAAUAGAAUGUUUCAAAAACUUCUCGAAUUUCAAAAGUGGUGAAAAGGAGAUCUGCAUGGUGGGGUACGAAUUCGAGUUUGAGACACUGUAUGUUUCUCCACCACCCUUUUUCAACGCGCCUUGUUUUGCCCCCACGAAAAGGGUUACCGAACGAACAAAAGAUGCCAAAAAAUACAGGGAAAACAGCAAAUAAACAAAGCAAUUAUGUCGACCACGCCUCCCAAUCGUGGAUGGCAUACGGCGAUUCGUUUUGUGUUCAUGUCAUCCAUAUUGUUAGACGUCAUCAGCAGACCAUGCGAAGCCAACUUGCGUGUUUACACAUGUGUGGAGCUGUCAAACCGCGCCACGCUGCCUCUUGCUAAAUCUUCGUGUAGCCGAAAAUGAAAUAAAAGUGAACUCUUGCAAUCUUUAGUCAAACUAGAAUAGUUCCGUCGUGUAAAAAACGCUGUAAAUUUACCUUGUAAAUAGAGCACCCCCUUUUGCCCCUGUAAAAAGUAACCUUAGCAACCAAGCAUGUAGCAAUUUGGUCAAUUUGUAACAAUCACUAGCAAACGUGGAGCGAUUCGUUGAACACACACACAUCAGAAGCUUUUUCCAGCCGAGCCCACAAUUCUUAUCAACUGUACCUGUCCUUCUCUUCAAGUAAACGUGUUUCAGUAAAACCUAGAACCAGAUUUUAUCACAACCUAGAGAGGAACUUCCCAGAUUCGGAAUUAAUGAAAAAAAGGUAAACGUCAUAUCAUCAUGGAAACGUCAGCGGUUUUAGAAACUGCAAAGAUAACAUCCCUCGGAAGCUCGGAUCUGUAACCAUGUAAAUACUAUCCAAAUUUUCUGUACAUAAAACUAAGUACAAUAACUGUAAUCAAUCGUAGGAUCUAGAGAAGAUAAAGCAAGAAAUCAUGGCAUUACCAGUUCUGGCGUGAGAGCCACAACAGAUAUCAAAAUAGGAUAACAAAUGGAGGAACAGAAAAAAAACAAAUAUCGGUUGUAAUAAUACUAGUCGGUUUUUUUUUUAAAUUUUGAUUCGAACGCGAGGAGGUGGAAAAUUCAUUAGCCGCUUGUAAUUGUACCAUAAUUUGCAUUUUUCGAUUUAAUUAAUACGACCAACUGUGUUGUGUUGAAUAAUUUUCCCUGACAUGGAUCCAUCCUCGACCCGGGAUUGCCCCGGUGCGCAACAUUAAUCUGUCCACAAUCUAUUUAACUUCUGCGACCCCCGCGUGUUGUCCAACCUGUUUUAAUUUCGUUUUCAGGCAGCAAACCGAAAAUUGCAUGGAACACAAUAAAUAAUUUAAUUAACUUUUGUGUAUAUUGACAUUGAUGAAAAACUUUGAAAAUAAUAAAAAACAGAAAGAUUAAAAAGUAUCGAACAGAAGUACUUU